This is a messenger RNA of Sphaeroforma arctica JP610, 281 nucleotides long. RefSeq lists its product as hypothetical. The annotation marks the transcript as partial. The transcript is spliced from 2 exons. The record is from RefSeq and is a predicted model, not a curated record. NCBI's taxonomy places the organism in Eukaryota, Ichthyosporea, Ichthyophonida.
GAUUCUGUCUGCGAGGGCUGUUACAAACACUGGACACCUACUCGUCUGAUGGGUUCGUGGAGGAGACCCUCUCUACCGUGGAUGUGAUCUGUAGGUUCUAUACGGAUCACAAACAACUUGUCAUCCCCCACGAGGUGGAGGAAGCCGUAUUCCGACUCAUAGCCAAGCACGGCCUGUCGAUGAUCAAACAGCUGGGUCUGGAGUAUGUAAAGAACAAUAACUACAUUAAGAAGAUGGUCGACACCGCCAUAGCCAGGAAGGUCCAUGGCGCCGACCGAUAG